This is a messenger RNA of Caenorhabditis remanei, 282 nucleotides long. RefSeq lists its product as uncharacterized. Bases 1 to 282 code for a protein of 93 amino acids. The transcript is spliced from 3 exons. The record is from RefSeq and is a predicted model, not a curated record. Lineage: Eukaryota; Metazoa; Nematoda; Chromadorea; Rhabditida; Rhabditidae. Gene Ontology annotation, biological process: neuropeptide signaling pathway.
AUGAGCAGCCGAAGCACCACGAUUGCUUUCCUCUUCAUCGCCACCCUUCUUGUCUUCCAAUGUGUCUCCGCUCAAUCGAGCGACGAAGACUCGGAGUACCUUGACAAGUACCAAAGAAUAGCCCGGGCACCAAAGCCAAAGUUCAUCCGGUUCGGUCGUGCUGGAGCGAAAUUCAUCAGAUUUGGACGUUCUGGAGCUAACUCUUGGGAAGAUGGAUAUGCUGCACCGUCGGUCAACGAGCUCUACGUUAAACGCGGAGCCAAAUUCAUCCGAUUCGGCUAA